UGCUCCAUACAAAACACUGGAGUUCUGAUCCUUUUCAUUGAAUAAUAAUGCCCCUAGAGAUAUAUGAUUUCACUACUUUCUGGACUUGGUCUUGCUAAAACCAUCUAUUUUUUUAUUUGGUAAAGACAUUGGGCCCCUCAGUCUUAUUUCCCCUUUCCUUUUCUAGUACUCUGGUGCUUUGUUAAUACUGGAGUUGCUAUCAAAGGAUCAUAAGCCUCUUGGUAACCUGCAGCUUGGAAGAAGGAUUGGGACUAUAGUUCUCUCUGCAUAAAUAAAGAUUUGGUUCUCCCUAAGCCCCACCUUUGUGUGCCCACAUUUCACCAGACUAUAAGAGGAUUGUGUUUCUUUUAAUAACUGCCCAAGCUUGAAGUUAUUUGAUCUCCUGGCUGCAUUCAUCUGAAGACUAAAGCAGCAUUGAUCAGAGUGGCCUUCUCCAAAUGGCUUCUGUCACUAAUCCACAAUGACCACUGAACACCCCCUAUGCCAGUGUUUUAUCAGAAACUCUUGCCAGGUUUUUAUUCAAGAUUCAGAGUUCUGGUGGUUUAAAAUAUGUUAAAAGGAAACAAAAUCCACAUUUCUCAGGUGUCUGAUGAUUUGCAGCUGAAUCUAGAGGUGCUUCAGAAACUAGGCAAAGCUGAUGAAACAAAAGAUGAACAGUUUGAAGAGUAUGUUCAGAACUUCAAACGGCAAGAGACAGAAGGUUCCAGACUUCAAAAAGAGCUUAGAGGAUAUUUAGCUGCAAUUAAAGGCAUGCAAGAUGCUUCCAAAAAGCUUACAGAGUCUCUUCAUGAAGUAUAUGAACCUGAUUGGUAUGGUCGAGAAGAUGUGAAAAUGGUUGGUGAGAAAUGUGAUGUGCUUUGGGAAGAUUUUCACCAAAAGCUGGUAGAUGGGUCACUACUAACUUUGGAUACAUAUUUGGGACAGUUUCCUGAUAUAAAGAUUCGCAUUGCAAAGCGGAGCAGGAAACUAGUGGACUAUGAUAGUGCAAGACAUCAUCUAGAAGCCUUGCAAAGUUCUAAAAGAAAAGAUGAAGGGAGAAUUUCCAAGGCAGAAGAAGAGUUUCAGAAAGCACAGAAGGUAUUUGAAGAUUUUAACACUGAUUUGCAAGAAGAACUACCAUCUUUAUGGUCAAGGCGCGUGGGCUUCUACGUCAACACAUUUAAAAAUAUCUCCAGUCUGGAAGCCAAAUUUCACAAAGAAAUAGCUUUGCUCUGCCACAAACUUUAUGAGGUGAUAACUAAAUUGGGAGAGCAGCAUGCUGACAAGGCCUUCACAAUCCUUGGAGCACCCAGAAAGAGGUGCGAUUCUGGUCCACUCCGCAUUGCAAAAACUCCAUCACCACCUGAAGAGGCUUCCCCACCACUUAGUCCUGAAGCGAAUGCAAAUCAUACAUUGGCAACCCCGAGUUCUCCAGCACCUGCACGCCCUAAAUCUCCUUCACAGCUGAGGAAAGGGCCUCCUGUCCCACCACUGCCUAAACUCACACCAACGGCAGACAUGCAACAAGAAAAUAUCAUCAGUUUAUUUGAUGAUAACUUUGUUCCAGAAAUAAAUGUGACAACUCCUUCACAGAAUGAAGCUCCUGAUGCUAAACAAGAAGAGUCUUUGUUAGAUUUGGACUUUGAUCCUUUCAAGCCUGAUAAUGCAUCUACUGUGGUGGCCCAUUCCCCAAUGUCUCAGACGCUACCCUGGGAUCUGUGGACGACCAAUAAUGAGAUGGUUCAGCCGCCUGAUUCUCCAAAAAGUCUUUCCUUGUAUAACCUGGUCAUGGAGGAAAAUCCAGACAGUGGGUCAGCAGAAGAUCUUAACAAGUCCCAAACUGAUUUAGGUUCACUCAAUGUGGGCCUAGAGCCAGAUUCCCUCAAGGAGGCAGCCAGUGAGGGCCAGGAAAGAACUGCUGAUGGUCCCAUGCCUUUUCUUCAGGCAGAGGAAAUCUCAGCAGAAUCAUCUGUUAUGCUAGCUACUCCUAUUUUGCCUGCUGUAAGCGAGCAUGAGGAUGGGACAUCAUGGACAGCUUAUGCAAAUGAACAUGAAGCCACUUUCUUAAGACUAUGCCUGGAGAUUAGUCAUAGUGGAGACGAUGGCACUGAUCUGGUGGAGAGUAACCAGCUUUUAGUGAGUGAAACUUUGUCUGAGAAGUCUUCAGUGAAAAUUGACAGCUUUUCGGAUGCAGAUUUGACAAAAGAGGCAAAUCUGGGCUUAGAAGAUUCUUUCUGGACAAAUACGGACCCAUGUGAAAAGGUAAACAUCAGAGGUGCUAAACUCAAGGAGUUCAGUAAAUCCUUCGAUGAAAUUGAAUGUCUUAAGGCCUUAGGACAACCAGAUAAUGAAACUGUAAAAAAGACUAAGGUAGAAAUUAGACAAGAUUUAGAAUGCACCAAUGGGCAACGAGAAACUGAUAGUUGUCCCCAGAAAUUUGAUAUAGAAUUUAAUAGGGCUGAUAUGGUUAAGGAGAUAGUUGAAAGAGAUUUCAAGAAUAUGAGCAGCUUUACAGCUCUUGAACAUAAUAGACUUGAAAUGGAGAAUGCUUUGUGUUCACUGAAUCAGGAUCCUGAAGAAACAUGUGAGGGUAAGAGGGCCAUAAAAUGCACACAGGAAAAUGAUAUGACAAAUAUUACAGGAAUGCCUAAUCUCCAAGUCAAAGAUAAAUUUUCUACAGAGAUUGGAAAUCUUGGGUAUGAUUUUGAAGCAAAAGAGGCAGAAGAGCUUUGCAAAAAAUAUGAAGACUGUGGCCUCAAUAUCUCUCAAGAGAAUAAAGAUAUUGAAUGCCAAGUUACCUUUAUAUCCCUUGACAAGGAUAUGACUCUGCAGCAUGGGUUUGAGAAUCCAAGUAAUGCAUAUUUCAGUAGUUCUGAGUUAGAGAAUAUGGAAGGUGAAUUGGCAGAUAGGGAAAUGUUUUGUGUGUCUGAAGAAGCUAACUUUGGUUUACCCAAGGUGUUGGAGACAGAACCCUGGGAUGACAGCUGGGAUCCUACAUUUAGUUCUGAUUCUUUUUUCAGCCAGUCAAAUAGCUAUGAUUCCUGUCCCUUUCCUCCCACACAAGACUCUCUAGAUGAAAACAUGGACAACCUAUGGCCAGGUUUCAUGCAAGAUUUAGGAGAAUUAAACAAUAGCUGGGGGACUGCUUGUGUAAUGACGAGUCAGCAGAAUCAGGAAGCAUCUUUACAGCAAGGAUCAUCUGGGAAAGAGACAAACAUUAACACCUGUGGAUCAAACAAGAUAAGUAGCCCAUUGAUUCUGUUCCAAAUGGGAAACUCUGGAAAGGCUAGCACUGGAAACUUCACUAGUCCCAAAGAAAAUGAGACCAACAGCUCAGAUUUAUCUGAAGAUGAAAUUGCUAACCGGAGAUAUGGAUUGUUAUACCAAGAAAAUGAGGCUGAUAAAGAAGAGGCAUCAAGCAAUGCUUUUAAUGGAUUUGCACAGGACACCUCCCUGUUUUCAAUGCAGCCAACUCAGGAUGUUAUAGAUAGUAUGGCUGAAGCAGAAGCUUUACCUUUGGAAAUUCAGGCAGAGGAAGACAUCAAUAUGGCUGCCUCUGAUACCAAGCCAGAAGGACAGGCUCUGGAGGCUGAUAAGUCCACAGCUGAAACUAUGUUGCAGAUGGACUCAGUAAUUGAAAAUCCUACUGAAACGGAGUGUGUUGAUGCCACUUCUACAAAUGAAGGUGUUGAAGUUGCUGUUAUUGAUGAAAUAGAAGUUACUGAAAGCAACAUAAAUUACAUUGAAGAAAAAGCAGAAGACAUCCAGGACAACCUUGGUAACAUCCCUUCAGUAGUUAUAGAGCCUGCAUCAAACAAUGAAGAUGGAGACGAUCAUGAGAUACAAGUUACUCAAUCUGUGGAAGAAGUUGGUAAUCAGAACACUGAAAUACCCACUGUUGAAACUACAGAUGAUAUAAGUGAGCCAACAAAUAUAAUAGAAGUACAGCCUGCAUCUUCUAAGAAACAGCCUGCAGCAGCAGAUGACAUGCCUCCCGGCUUCCUCUAUAAGGUUGAAGCUUUGCAUGAUUUUGAGGCAGCCAACAGUGAUGAACUUAUGUUGCAACGAGGUGAUAUUGUAUUGGUAAUCCCAUCAGCAGCAGAAGCAGAUCAGGAAGCAGGUUGGUUAACAGGCAUUAAGGAAUGUGAUUGGAUUCAAUACAAAGAUGCAUCCACAUACAAGGGACUGUUCCCUGAAAACUUCACCUGCAGUUUUGAGUAAUUCCCAGCUCCAGAAGCAACAUCCUUUUCUAGGAAGCUCAGUUUGAACAUCUCCAACAUACAGGAGUCCAUAGUUGAGCCAUCAGACAAAAUUCAGCUGAAGCUUAUCAAAUGAGCAUGAUUGCAAGAAGUUAAAAGCUAGCAUAUUCUGAAACAGUAUGUGGAAAAAAGUACUUAUUUGUUCACAUAUAUAUGGCAACAGGUUUGUUUGUACUUUGUCAGAGCUAUGGUGAUCCUGUAACUUGAUCUUUCCCCAUGCAAAUGAGUAGGCUCCUCAAUACCAAACCUUAACUUCUCUGCACUAACUGUAUUGAAUUGAGUUGAUGCACUGCAGAAGACUUCAUUAGUAAUCCUGUAGUACUGAAAUCAAAGUAUUCUAGUUUCAGUGUGUUUGGGGGGGGGGGGGAAUCUGCCACAAAAAUUUUCCAUGUUAUUUUCUUCCGUAUGUAUGUACAUAUAGAGAGAUACCUAUGUGUUGUAUCCAUACAUAGCACAUAAAAAUCCUAAGAAACUAACCUGCAGCACAAGUGAUUGGUGACAUAAAUAGCAAACAUUUGACAUGAAAUCAGGAAAAACUGGAGAACAUGUGUAUUUGUUAAGCUUAGGAGACUAAUAGAGAAUUAUUACAGAGGGAGUGUAAUAUGCAUUAGAAUCACUAUCAUUUUUGAAGGUUGGCUGUCACUGAUUUUAUGCAUUAGCAAAUAUCUUACCUACAUAUAGUCAUUUCAUGUAAAAUUGUUCAUUCAGACAUUGCAAUUAUUAUCAGGUAUUAAACAAUUCUGUUACAAAAGGAAACUAGCUGCACCAUUACCAAAAUAUUGAAUAGUAAAAUAUAUAUUUGUAAUGCAAAAUUAUCAUUUCAAGCAUUACAAAAAAGCUACCAAACUCAUUUUCAAAGCAGUUGAAACAUGAUUGAAGGCAUGGCUCGUUCACAUCUACAUUAUCUAUCUACUAUAGAUAAGUUGAAAUUAUUCUGAUAAGGAAACUAUAGUGGUAGAUUUUGUAUUUUUAAAAUGGCUGGAUGAAUAAAUACAUUUCUGAAUUAAGAUAAUAUAUUUUCACAGUAUUUAUUCAAUAUAUAUUCAACAAUCCCCUAAAAUAUCAUGUAUUGUGUAUCAAAAAGACAUCUGUAACUAUUAUGUUUUUCAGUGUUGCGUCAUUUUAAAUAAAUCUAUGAUCAACUCCAUAAGCUCAAUUUUUAUAUAUGUUCUCAUACAUAUUAGCACGGCAUCUUUUAAAUUCUAUGGCACAUCCUGUUGGCUUUAAACUAAAUUACUGCUCUUCACCAUACAUGGUUCAUUGUAGCAAAGCGCUAAAUCUAUGGUUCAGUAAGCAAGAAUGAAAUGUUAGCCCAGAUGAGCAUAUGGUACUCAGUGGCUUGCAACAUUGUCACUUUUACAGCUUGUGUUUAUCAAGCCUUACUGAAAUUAAUUUUUACCUUAGGUCUAUUUCAGUGGUAGCGAACCUUUUAGAGACCGAGUGCCCAAACCGCCACCCAAAACUCAUUUAUUUAUCGCUGCGUGCCGGGUGGGCAUGGCCGACUGGGUGGGCAUGGCCACAGUGGUCACAGCUGACUGGGUGGGUGUGGCCACAGUGGGGUGUGGCCACCUUGAUGGUAUUUGUGGGGAGGGAUGCUUGUGGGGGCUGGGAAGGGUUGGGAGAGAUCCAGGGGGUCUCUGGCCGGUGGGGCGGUGGACCGGAGGCUCAUCCUGUGGGGUGAGGCAAGGAGAGACAGGGUGGGUGUGCCAAUUGCCGUGGGGCAAGGCAAGGCAGGGGCUGAAGCAGCUGCUGCCUGACACCAUCAGCCCCCCCCCACACAGAGGCCAGAGAGUGCAUGGGGGCCGCCGCUGUCCGUCAGCAGCCACAGCCUCUUGCAUCAUGGCAGCCCCAUUGGCAUGAGCGGAGACAAUCCUGGGACGGCCGGAAAGGAGCCCUCACCUGGUGCGGGUCCUUUCUACAGGGUGGCUCUGACGGGGCGGCAGCUGCUGCUGCUCUGACCGGUCAGCCCUGCAAGGAAGCAGAAGGGACAGCUGG
Crotalus tigris (Tiger rattlesnake) is the source of this 6233-nucleotide messenger RNA. RefSeq names its product amphiphysin (gene AMPH). The transcript has 23 exons. Bases 550 to 4200 code for a protein of 1216 amino acids. Gene Ontology annotation, cellular component: cytoplasm; plasma membrane; synaptic vesicle. Gene Ontology annotation, molecular function: protein binding; phospholipid binding. NCBI's taxonomy places the organism in Eukaryota, Metazoa, Chordata, Lepidosauria, Squamata, Viperidae. Gene Ontology annotation, biological process: synaptic vesicle endocytosis. The record is from RefSeq and is a predicted model, not a curated record.